Molecule: messenger RNA, 2879 nt
Organism: Monopterus albus (swamp eel)
Lineage: Eukaryota; Metazoa; Chordata; Actinopteri; Synbranchiformes; Synbranchidae
Product: interferon-induced, double-stranded RNA-activated protein kinase-like
Exons: 18
Coding region: 1-1992 (663 amino acids)
Biological process (GO): eiF2alpha phosphorylation in response to endoplasmic reticulum stress
Cellular component (GO): nucleus; cytoplasm
Molecular function (GO): double-stranded RNA binding; eukaryotic translation initiation factor 2alpha kinase activity; ATP binding
Source: RefSeq, a predicted model, not a curated record
AUGACCUGUUUUGAGGCUUUGUUGAUUAAGAACAAGGUCACAGUAAGGGCUAAGGAGUCAAUAAGAGUGGAAUCAAAUGCCUUUGUAAAGUCCUGUAGCUUCACAGUAGGCAAUAAGGAGUACCCAGCUGCCUGUGGGAAAACAAAGAAAGAAGCUAAGGAGGAAGCAGCCAAGGUUGUAUGUCAGAUGUUGGGGGUGACACCUAACAACCGCAAAUAUAGAGGGCCAAACUUUAUUGGAACAGUUGACCACUACUGUCAGAAAACCGUCCGAACCCUUAAUUUCAUUGAAGAGAAACGAAGCGGUCCAUCACAUAACCCUCAAUUUUUCUACAAACUAGUGAUCAACAAUAAGGAAUACCCCGUGGCUGAGGGUAAGAGUGUCAAAGAAGCCAAACAAAAUGCAGCUGAGCUGGCCUGGUCUGCGCUUCAAGAACAGUCGGACUGGGACAGCAAGGUGUCCUUCAGGUCAACAAUGGCAGCAGCUGUCCUUUCUGAGAUGAAGCCUAAAGAAAACUUAACUGAUUACACAAUAACAUAUGGCUCCUACCUCCCUUUGUUAAUCUGCCGUGUUUGCGCUCCACCAAGGAGGACAUUUGUGUGGGAGAGAUUUGUAAAGGGUUGCAUGGGAAGUUUCAUGAAAUUUACAACCCUCAACCAAACAAAACCAUGGAGAGACACAAGUUUCACUCCAGAAACCAGAAACAGGGUGCCCCAAAGGUCAGCUGUGUCUGUAGACACUCCACCACCCAGUUUGUCAACACCAUCUUCACUCGAGUCCCUCGAGGCAUCAUCACAGAGCAUGCAAGCUGGUACUAGCGACUCUGUAAUCUUCACAAAUUCAUCAAGCUCUUCCAAGGAUCAGGAUGCUGUCAAAAACAAAACUGUUAAAAGCGGACCAAGUGAUACCUCAACCCAGUCACGGUUUUCUUCAGACUUUGAUACCAUACAGUGUCUUGCUAAAGGCGGUUUUGGUCGUGUUUACAAAGCAAGAGAAAAACUGGUGGACCAGUAUUAUGCUGUGAAGAUCGUCCGCUGUAAAGAAAAAGCUCUACGAGAGGUGGGCGCACUAGAAAAAAUCCUCCAUUGUAAUAUAGUUAGAUACUAUAAUUGUUGGCUGGAAGAUUCAGAUUACCAAUGGGACAAUACAACUGACAGUUACAGCACUUCCCAGUCUAAUAGUAAUUCAUCACAAAAGUACCUCUAUAUUAAGAUGGAGUUGUGUGACACCAGAACACUCAAAGACUGGAUAAAUGAGAAGAACAUGGAAUCUCCACAAGAGUCUAAGAGAAGGGCAGAAAGUGUACCCAUUGUCCAGCAGAUAGUCAGCGGAGUCGAGUGUAUUCACUCCAAUAACUUCAUCCACAGAGACCUGAAGGUGAGAACUAAGAAUAAUGAGAGAUUCACCCAGAAGGUAGUACUAGAUGGUGUAACCUAUCCCGAAGGUGAAGGGAAGACCAAGAAGGAAGCCAAGUGUAAGGCAGCUAAAAAUGCCCUGCAAUGCAUACGGGAGAAUAAAGAGAAGAAGGAAGAUCAGGAUUCAGUUGUCUCAACAGAAAAUGCAGCAGAAGCUUCUUCUUACAGCAGUAGGACGGGAAGCCCGAGUGUGAACUCGAAAGACAGCGGCUUUACAGAGACAGAUUUCAUUGGAAUUGUCAACCACUACUGUCAGAAAACAAAGUGCAGCUAUAGUUUCUUUGAAGAUAGGAAAUGCGGCCCACCUCAUGACCCUCAAUUUUGCUACAAACUAGUGAUCAACGACAAGGAAUACCCUGUGGGUGAGGGGAAGAGUGCCAAAGAAGCCAAACAAAAUGCUGCUAAGCUGGCCUGGUCUGCUCUUCAAGAACAGUCGGACUGGGACAGUAAGAGCCAAAUGAUUAAGUUGAUGCUGUGUGAGAAGCCAGAGGACCGACCUGAAGCAAGUGCACUAAAGGCAGAGAUGGAACUUUGGGCUCAGACACAAAAAAUGCAUCAAAUGCACAUGACUGUCUGAGUAUCACAAGAGCUUGUGAAGAGUCACAGGAGUGUGUAUGGAGACCUGUCUCUUGAUGUCUGUGAUUUAAUGAAAUUAUUUGAUAUACAGCUAUUUUUUUAGACUGGUCAACGUACUGCAGUUCCUGUAUAGCACCUUGACCUGAGAUCCCUGUAAAGCACUUCACAAGGAUUCACUUUCACCCAGGUACACACAAACACCUGUGGCAAAGGAUGGCAGUUUGUAGUUUUGUCUUACUCAAGGAUACUUCAACAUGUAGACAUGAAGUUACACCCUGUGAAAAGUGAGCCGCAUUAAAGUGGAAUCUAACUUCAUGGGUUUUAUGACUAGUGAGUGAAACAUGAAAUCAAACUAUCAUGAUUUUUAAUAAUGAACUUUUACAUGAGUUCACAUAUAGAUUUUAUUGUAAAUAAACAGGUGGCAGGUCAUUUCUGUGUCAACGGUUGACAUUUUAUUUUGUGCUGGGAAUUUUAAAAUGUACUUAAAGUGAUGUCCCAUUGUAGCCUUCACUUUGUACUGAAUAUGUUACGCUUGGAAAUAAAAUAAUGGUUAUCCUGGGGGAUACUGUUUGCUUUUUAUGUACAGGUGACAUGUUGCUGCUGUUAGUACAAACAUUAUUUGGGAGUUCCCUCUGCAGGUGUUCAAGGAAUGUGGGACAUUAUAGUUAUGGCCAGAGAAACCAAGCAGGAGUUGUAUGCUAAGCAGUGCAGGCUCCGUAGCUGUCACAAACCAUUCAAUCCAAGCUCUCUACAGCUGCUAUCCUGUACAAACAUUUUUAGAGCCAGGAGCAUUACUAGACAUAAAGCUCUACUAGGGCACAGGACCCUCAUAACUCAAAUCACAGUUUUUUUUUUCUUGAAUGUUUAUUGCUUAGCCCAGUAUUUCAC